GCGUCCCCUCUCGGUUCGGCCGCAAACGGGUAAAAAAACCCACGGAAAACGGGACAAGUUUGCAAACCCCCCUCUUUGUUCUGUUUCCCCUCGCCGCCGCCGCCGCCGCCGCCGUCGUUGCCGCUAGCCGGCGUAGCUGAUAGGAAACCUGACCACCUGAGCCUUCUACUUCUAUAGACCAACCUCAGAGGAACCCCCAACCCCUGCCCUUAUGGCCCUCCUCCUUCGCCGUGGCGCGGCCCUCGCCGCCCGCUCCUUCCGCGCCGCGGCGGCCUCCGCUUCCACCACCGUGCGCCGCCUCCCAGCCGGGGGAUCCCUUGCGGGCGCCGGGGAAUUCGCUCCAUCGAGGCUCUUCGUCUUCGAGAACCGAAGAGGCUUCGCGAAGGGGAAGAAAUCGAAGGAUGAUCGAGGUGACACUGUUCAAGCUGUUCCUGACAUUGGGCCGACUGUCAAAUCAGCUGCCACUGCACAAAUGGAUGCUGCAGUGAUCGCACUGUCACGAGAGCUGAGCAAACUACGGACUGGAAGAGCUACUCCUGGCAUGCUUGACCAUAUCAUGGUGGAGAAUGCAGGUGUUAAAGUUGCACUGAAUCGCAUUGCCGUUGUUUCUGUCCUGGAUGCACAUACCCUAUCAGUGAUGCCUUAUGAUCCUACUUCCAUGAAGUCUAUUGAGCAUGCUAUUAUCUCAUCACCAUUGGGCAUUAAUCCAACACCUGAUGGGAAUAGGAUUAUUGCAGCUAUCCCUCCGUUGACGAAGGAGAAUAUACAGGCACUGUGCAAGGUUGUUACUAAAUCAGCAGAGGAUUUUAAACAAAGUAUUAGAAGAGCACGCCAAAAGGCACUUGAUACAAUAAAGAAAUCUGCAUCAAGUAUGCCCAAGGAUGAUGUAAAGAGGAUUGAGAAGGAGGUUGAAGAAUUGACCAAGAAGUUCAUAAAGUCAGCAGAUGAUAUGUGCAAGGCUAAGGAGAAGGAAAUCAGCGGAAGCUGAAGUGUUCUGUGUCGAUGAGUUAUGUUUCAUUUACUAGUUGUGUUUUGUUUACAUUCCAACAAUGUUGAGCAGCUGCGAUUUGGCAGCUGAGUGGAGGAUAUAAAUUUUAUUGCCCCAUUCUAACUAUACUGAUAGCAGAUCAGAACAGUGAGAUGACAUGAACAGGUUAGCUGGUGGUGAUGUAAUUUCCAAUCGCACAGGCUUUGAUUAAAACUUGCAGAACGAAGAAACUAAGUUCAGUUUGAUAUACGUGGUUGGCACUAA
Molecule: messenger RNA, 1252 nt
Organism: Sorghum bicolor (sorghum)
Lineage: Eukaryota; Viridiplantae; Streptophyta; Magnoliopsida; Poales; Poaceae
Product: ribosome-recycling factor
Exons: 8
Coding region: 212-988 (258 amino acids)
Biological process (GO): translation
Cellular component (GO): mitochondrion
Molecular function (GO): ribosomal large subunit binding
Source: RefSeq, a predicted model, not a curated record